CCGGCGCCGCCCAGGGUCUGCUAUCAGUCAUUCGUUGCCCACCAGCAGCCCAGGCAGAGCAACAAUGAGGAUCACGGUGUGCGUAGUUUUCCUAGCGGCGUGUUACUUGUCGUCCGCCGAAGAGCCCGCUAAAGCGGAGGAGAAGAAGACCAGCAAGACUGAGAAGCGCGGCCUCUACGGCCUGGGCAUCGGCGGGUACGGAGGCGGCUUCGGCGGCGGCUACGGGGGCGGCUACGGCGGCGGCUACGGCGGCGGCUACGGCGGCGGCUUCGGGGGCGGGCUCGGCGGCGGCUACGGCGGCGGCAUCGGCUACGGCGGAGGAGAGGUGAAGGCCAUCACCAUCACGAAGGAGGUGCCGGUGCCCGUGCCGCAGCCCUACCCCGUCACGGUGGAGAGGAAGGUGCCCUUCCCCGUCAGGGUCCCGGUCAAGGUGCCGGUGGACAGGCCGUACCCGGUGAGCGUGCCGCAGCCGUACCCCGUCCCCGUGGAGAAGCCCGUGCCGUACCCCGUGAGCGUGCCCAAGCCCGUCGCCGUGCCGGUACCUCAGCCCGUGGUCGUCAAGCAGCCGGUGCCCGUCGUCCUCAAGGGCGGCUACGGCGGCGGCCUGGGCGGCUACGGGGGCGGCUUUGGCGGCUUCGGUGGCGGCUACGGAGGCCACGGAGGCUUCGGAGGCGGGUUCGGAGGCUUCGGAGGCUACGGACAUCCCCACUGAGCCUGCUCUUCGUCUUCGCCCUCAUCUUACCAUAGUCGACGCUCACGGGAAAGCUACGCCACCACAGCUCACGACAGGAUAACUCGCUCUUUAGCAACUAUUUCUUUGUCUUCGAAAACAUAAUCAAAACAAAAUCACCAAUGAUUCAUUUGUUUGAUACCUAGAAAUAAAAUUUUAUACCUUA
Schistocerca serialis cubense is the source of this 896-nucleotide messenger RNA. RefSeq names its product keratin, type II cytoskeletal 3-like. The transcript is spliced from 2 exons. The record is from RefSeq and is a predicted model, not a curated record. Bases 65 to 712 code for a protein of 215 amino acids. Lineage: Eukaryota; Metazoa; Arthropoda; Insecta; Orthoptera; Acrididae.